UUAAAUGGCUGGAGGGAUUUUGGCGACGCGCCGGAAGCAGCAGGUUGGACAACAGACAGAGGAGAGCGCGGACACUUCAUCUCUCACCUGCAUCUUUUUUUUUAUUAUUUGUAUUUUACACCAGGGAAUAAAAACAACAUGGCUCUGAGCCAGGAAUCCGUGUUGAGUUUUCUGCUAGAGCGCGGAGGCAAAGUGAGAAACUCGGAGCUUGUGAACCAUUUCAGGAGCCUCAUUAACAGGGGCGACCCCGCGGAAAAGCAGCACAACAGAGAGCUAUUCAAGAAGCUGGUGAACAGCGUCGCUGUGGUCAGACAGAUCGACGAGGUGAAGUUCGUGGUGGUGAGAAAGAGGUACCAGGACUUUGUGAAGGAGGAGAGCUGCAUCCAGCAGAGCUUCUGCGCUCCAAACCCCAGUGAUAAUAGGAACUACAGAGAGGGGGGUUUGCAGGGAAGCAGGCCGUUAUCCACCGCGGAUUCAACCAUGGUUAAAGUCCUGAAUAUCUCCGGGGAUCAGCGGAGCAGAGCACGUAAAUCUGGAGCUGUGUUCGCUGUCAUAGCGGUCAGAUCCCCGGGGAGAGACUCUGCAGCAGGAGCAGAGGAUGGAUCACCUUCCCAGGUGGAUCAGCAUGGAAACCCAAACAAACCAGUCAUCAGAGUUUCCUCCCUCCCGCUUCUUUCUUUCUACUCAUCUCAGCAGAGGAGUUCAAUAAAAGAGCCCCAGUGCUGGAAAUCCAGACAGACAGAGGCCAAUCAGGGCUCUCCCCUAGUGGGGCCCCUAAACAAGAACCCCAAUGAGGCCAAGUUCAAUGAGUCUGUGCCGUUGGAGCCAAUGGUUCAUGAAUGGAUUGUGAAGUGUGCUGCUGGGCUGUGGGGACAAAUAUACGGCUUACUUCUGCAGGACACACGCUUAGCACAGAGGAAGGACUUCAUGUCAGGUUUCACUGCCCUGCACUGGGCUGCAAAGGACGGCAGCUGUGACAUGAUUCACAAACUCAUGGAUGUUUCCAGCAAAAGAGGCACGUAUGUGAAUGUCAACAGCAAGUCACAUGGAGGGUACACACCUUUGCAUAUUGCAGCCAUGCACGGGCACGGCCAGGUCGUGGUUGCUCUUGUGCAGCGUUAUGGAGCCAAUGUGAAUGAAAGAGACAACGACGGCAAGAAGGCGCUUCACUACCUGGGGAAGGGUGCAUCAGCUGAGGUCAGGGGCCUGCUGGGUGGAGGGCAGCAGGGCGGAGAGAAGACGGAGGAGGAGGAGUACAAGGAGCAUGGAAGGGGCUUCAACACCAUCAGCAAACUGUUCCAUCCUCACUUAGGAAAGAAACAUAAGACAUGUAGGUUUGUUAACGAAUGCUGAGAGAGAUGAUCUGCUCUUGAAGAUGAACUCACCCUAAUUUGUCAAGCGAUCUGCUCCUGUAGUCCUCCUGCAGCAAGAUGGACGGACAUGGCCCUGAGCGGCUUCUAAGAGGCAGUUCACAGCAAAAAACUUGUAAAAGAGAAACGCUGCAUUGAUCUGAUAUCUGGAGAAAACUGUCUUACUGCAGGCAUAUCUCUAGUAAAUCAAAAAAUAACUCUAAACCUUAAAAAUAUGUUGAGCAAAUGGUAGUUUUGAAACUGUAACCUUUUAAACUUUUGGUAUAACUUUCUACUGAAAUCCAGCCUACUGUAGUUUUUAUAUAAAUGAAACCUGAACUACAAAUGUCACAUAAUAUUCUCAUUAUCAGUUCGUAUGAAAUCGUACGAAAAGUUAUGCACAGUAUUUCGUACGUUUUGGACGUUUUUCCUCGA
Messenger RNA from Cyprinodon tularosa, 1784 nucleotides. It is a transcript of the gene sowahab, whose product is annotated as sosondowah ankyrin repeat domain family member Ab. The transcript has a single exon. NCBI's taxonomy places the organism in Eukaryota, Metazoa, Chordata, Actinopteri, Cyprinodontiformes, Cyprinodontidae. The coding region runs from base 139 to 1353 and encodes 404 amino acids. Gene Ontology annotation, molecular function: protein binding. The record is from RefSeq and is a predicted model, not a curated record.